GCCCGCGCCGGAUGCGCUAGCAGUAAUCUUGCCGUCUUUGGAGGUCGGCGGCGGUCUCUGUGAGCCGCGUCCAGUCGGGAUCGCCUUCCGUCGGUUUUUGGCUGCGAUUCCGGACCGAGGUUGUUCCGCUGGGGCGGACGGAUGUUUUCCCUCGGCGACAGCACGGUGCUGCUGGAAUCUCGCUUUGGACUCCAACCAGACCCGAACCGCCCGUGGAACGCGAGGAUGGCUGUGACGUCAGAGGCCACGGGCCACCAGUCUUGACAGGAAGCUCGAGCGGCGGCGGCGGAGUCACGCCCGUGAGUCUUUCCGGCCGUGAAGCGGGCGAGAUGGCGGACAAGACGGCGCCGCGCUGCCAGCUGAGGCUGGAGUGGGUCCACGGCUACCGCGGGCACCAGUGCCGCAACAACCUGUUCUACACGGCCGGGAAAGAGCUGGUCUACUUUGUGGCCGGGGUGGGCGUGGUCUACAAUGCCCGCGAGCACGCUCAGAGGUUCUACCUGGGACACAACGAUGACAUCAUCAGCCUGGCGCUGCAUCCCGACAAAGUGCAGGUGGCGACCGGCCAGGUGGGCAAGGACCCGUACGUGUGCGUGUGGGACACGUACGCCAUGCAGACCGUCUCCAUCCUGCGCGACGCGCACACCCACGGGGUGGCGUGCCUGGCUUUCGACGGCGACGGACAGCGACUGGCCUCGGUGGGUCUGGACGCCAAGAACACGGUCUGCGUGUGGGACUGGAGAAGAGGACGCGUCCUGGCCUCGGCGACUGGACACUCGGACAGAAUCUUCGACGUGGCUUGGGAUCCGCAGCUUUCGACGCGAUUAAUCAGCUGCGGCGUCAAACACAUCAAGUUCUGGACUCUGUGCGGCAACGCCCUGACCCCCAAACGCGGAAUCUUCGGAAAGACGGGCGACCUCCAGACGAUUUUGUGCGUGGCUGCCGCCAAGGACCAGACCACGUAUUCGGGAGCGCUCAACGGGGACGUGUACGUGUGGAGAGGAGUUUCGCUCGUCAGGACGGUGCAGGCGGCGCACGGGGCGGGCAUCUUCAGCAUGCACGCCAGCGAAGAAGGCUUCGCCACCGGCGGGCGAGACGGUUGCGUGCGCCUUUGGGACGUCGACUUCAAGCCCAUCACCAAGAUCGACUUGCGGGAAGCCGAGCAUGGAUACAAAGGUCUGUCCAUUCGCAGCGUCUGUUGGAAGGCCGACCGGAUUCUGGCCGGGACGCAGGACAGCGAGAUCUUUGAAGUCAUGGUCCGGGACAGAGACAAACCGCUGCUGCUGAUGCAAGGGCACAGCGAGGGCGAGCUCUGGGCACUCGACCUCCACCCCAAACAACCGGUCGCCGUGACCGGAAGCGACGACCGCUCCGUAAGGCUGUGGAGCCUCCCUGACCACACCCUGCUGGCCCGCUGUAACAUGGAAGAAUCGGUGCGGAGCGUUUCCUUCAACAACGACGGAUCCCAGUUGGCUCUGGGCAUGAAGGACGGAUCUUUCACCGUCCUGCGAGUCAGGGACAUGACGGAGGUAGUGCACAUCAAGGACCGGAAGGAAGUGAUCCACGAGCUCAAGUUCUCCCCAGACGGCUCCUUCUUGGCGGUGGGCUCCAACGACGGCGUGGUGGACAUCUACGCCGUGGCGCAGCGCUUCAAAAAAGUUGGCGAGUGCACCCGCUCGGCCUCCUUCAUCACCCACCUGGACUGGUCCGUAGACUCUCGUUUCCUGCAAACCAACGACGGUGCCGGAGAACGCCUCUUUUACCGAAUGCCAGCAGGUAAGCUGGUGUCCAAGGAGGAGACCAAGGGGGUCCAUUGGAUGACGUGGACCGGCGUGCUGGGCCCGGAGGUCAACAGCAUCUGGCCCAAAUACUCCAACGUGACCAAUGUCAACUCGGUGGACGCCAACUACACCAGCGCCGUGCUGGCCACCGGCGACGACCUCGGCCUCGUCAAACUCUUCCGCUUCCCGUGCCUCAAGAAAGGUGCCAAAUUCAAGAAGUACAUCGGACAUUCGGCCCACGUCACCAACGUCCGCUGGUCCGGCGAUCUCCAGUGGUUGGUCAGCACCGGGGGCGCAGACCACGCUGUCUUCCAGUGGCGUUUCUUGCCGGAGGGUGUCAUGAACGGUGUCCUGGAGCCCCUUCUCCAAGAAGGCUACGCAGACUCCAACAGCGGCGACUCCGACUCAGACGUGUCCGACGUCCCCGAGAUCGACUCGGACAUCGAGCAGGAAUCUCAGCACAGCUACGAACGUCAGGUUUACAAAGACGACCUCCCGCAGCUACGAAGGAAGCCGAUUGGUUCCCUGAAGCGGGAGAAAGCUCCUGAGGAGGGUCUUCGUCUGCAGUUUGUUCACGGGUACCGGGGCUUCGACUGCCGUAAUAACCUGUUCUACAGUCAGACCGGCGAGGUGCUCUACCACGUCGCCGCUGUGGCGGUGGUCUACAAUCGGUUGCAGCACGCUCAGCGGUUUUACCAGGGUCACGACGACGACAUCCUCAGCCUCACUGUGCACCCCCUCAAAGACUACGCCGCCACCGCGCAGGUGGGCCGAGACCCGGCCGUCCACGUGUGGGAGAUCCUGACUCUGAAAUGCCUGUCGCUGCUCCGCGGUCACCACAGCACCGGUGUCUGCGCGCUGGACUUCACGGCUGACGGGAAGAGUUUGGUGUCGGUCGGUAUGGACGAAUUCUACUCGGUGGUCAUCUGGGACUGGAAGAAAGGCGAGCGACUGGCCAAAAGCAGGGGUCACAAGGACAAAGUGUUUGUGGUGAAGAGUAAUCCCUUCCGGAUGGACAAACUGGUCACGCUGGGGAUGAAACACAUCAAGUUCUGGCAACACACAGGUGGCGGUCUGACGUUUAAACGCGGAAUCUUCGGGAACCUGGGGAAGCAAGAAACCAUGAUGUCGGCGUGUUACGGCCGCUCCGAGGACUCCGUCUUCUCCGGGGCCACCAACGGAGACGUUUACGUUUGGAAAGAAACCACGCUCGUCAAGACCGUCAAGGCCCACGACGGGCCCGUCUUCGCCAUGUGCUCGCUGGACAAGGGUUUUGUGACGGGCGGAAAGGACGGCGUGGUGGAACUCUGGGACGAUGCCUUCGAAAGAUGUCUGAAGACCUACGCCAUCAAGAGGGCGCUUCUGUCCCCCUCGUCCAAAGGGCUGCUCCUGGAAGACAACCCGUCUGUCCGGGCCAUCGCGUUGGGACACGGGCAUAUUCUCGUCGGCACCAAGAACGGAGAAAUUCUGGAGAUUGACAAGAGCGGACCGAUGACCUUGCUGGUCCAGGGUCACAUGGAGGGAGAGGUUUGGGGUCUGGCCGCCCACCCGCUGCUUCCCGUGUGCGCCACCGUGGGCGACGACAAAACUCUGAGAAUGUGGGAACUGUCGGCCAAUCACAGGAUGGUCGCCGUGCGCAAGCUGAAGAAAGGCGGGCGCUGUUGCGCUUUCUCUCCUGACGGCAAAGCUCUGGCGGUGGGUCUGAACGACGGAAGCUUCCUGGUGGUCAACGCCGACACCCUGGAGGACAUGGUGACCUUCCACCACCGCAGGGAGCUCAUUUCCGACAUCCGCUUCUCCCAAGACACGGGGAAGUAUCUGGCCGUGGCUUCCCACGAUUCCUUCGUGGACAUCUACAACGUUCUGACCAGCAAGAGGGUGGGCAUCUGUAAAGGAGCCGCCAGCUUCAUCACUCACGUGGACUGGGACUCCAGAGGAAAGCUUCUGCAAGUCAACACGGGAAGCAAAGAGCAACUUUUCUUUGAAGCCCCUCGAGGACGCAAGCAGAACAUCGUGGCCACUGAGUUGGACAAACUGGACUGGGCCACCUGGACUUCAGUUCUGGGUCCGAGCUGCGAGGGAAUAUGGCCAACGUUCGGCUUUGUCAACACAACGUCGCUCAGCAAAGAUGGAAAACUGCUGGCCAGCGGGGACGACUUUGGCUUCCUGAAACUCUUCAGCUUCCCUUGCAGGGGUCAGUUCGCCAAGUUUAAGAAGUACGUGGGUCACAGCAUCAACGUGACCAACGUCCGCUGGUCCAAUGACGACGCGCUGCUGUUGUCGGUGGGCGGGGCCGACACCGCGCUGAUGAUUUGGACUCGGGAGCAUCCGGGUCACAAGGAGAAUAAAGUCGUCGACAGUGAAGAGUCUGACGACGACACCGAGGAAGACGGAGGCUACGACAGCGAUGUGGCUCGGGAAAAGGCCGCGGACUACGUGACCAAGGUCUGCUCGGCCAGCAUCCGGAAGAUGACCGGAACCAAACCCCACCUGCAGCACAAGGAACUUCCUGUGGAGGAGAGACCUCCGGUGAGUCGGGCGACUCCGCUGCCUGACAAGCUCGUGAGGAACAACGUGUCCAGGAGGAAGAAGGCAGUGGAGGACUUGCAACUGGACCACGUGUUCGGAUACCGAGGCUUCGACUGCCGUAACAACCUUCACUACCUCAACGAAGGCGCCGAUAUCAUCUUCCACACCGCGGCCGCGGCCGUCAUGCAGAACCUGUCCUCCGGAACUCAGAGUUUCUAUCUGGAGCACACGGACGACAUUCUGUGUCUCACCGUCAACCAGCACCCCAAAUACCAAAACGUCAUCGCCACGGGACAGAUCGGUGACAUCGCGGAACUCCCAGGUUUCGCUCCGUGCAUCCACGUGUGGGACGCCAUGACCAAGCAGACCUUGUCCAUCCUGCGGUGCUCCCACGCUAAAGGUGUCGGCUACGUCAACUUCAGCGCGACGGGGAAGCUGCUCCUGUCCGUUGGGGUGGAGCCCGAACACGUCAUCACCGUGUGGCGCUGGCAAGAAGGCACCAGGAUCACCAGUAAAGGGGGCCACGCGGAGCGGAUCUUCGUGGUGGAGUUCCGACCGGACUCGGACACCCAGUUUGUGUCGGUGGGCGUCAAGCACAUCAAGUUCUGGACUCUGGCGGGCGGCUCGCUCUUGUACAAAAAAGGCGUCGUCGGCGCCGUGGAGGACGGACGCAUGCAGACCAUGUUGGCCGUGGCCUUCGGAGCUAACAACCUGACCUUCACCGGCGCCAUCAAUGGCGACGUGUACGUGUGGAGGGAGCACUUCCUGGUCCGGGUGGUGGCCAAGGCGCACAGCGGUCCGGUCUUCACCAUGUACACCACGUUGAGGGACGGACUCAUCGUCACGGGCGGGAAAGAACGUCCGACCAAGGAAGGCGGCGCCGUCAAGCUCUGGGACCAGGAGAUGAAGCGAUGCCGGGCCUUUCAGCUGGAAACCGGUCAACCGGUGGAGAAUGUCCGAUCCGUCUGCCGAGGGAAGGGGAAGAUCCUGGUGGGAACCAAAGACGGCGAGAUCAUCGAAGUCGGAGAGAAGAACGCAGCGUCCAACACCAUGAUCAACGGACAUACCCGGGGCGGGAUCUGGGGACUGGACGCCCAUCCUUUCAAAGACGUCUUCAUCUCUGCCAGCGACGACGGAACCGUACGCAUCUGGGACCUCGCUGAUAAGAAACUCCUGAACAAGGUGAACCUGGGCCAUCCCGCGAAGUGCACGUCGUACAGUCCCAACGGCGAGAUGGUUUCCAUCGGCAUGGAGAACGGAGAGUUCAUCAUCCUGCUGGUCAACUCGCUCAGCGUUUGGGGCAAGAAGCGAGACCGCAGCGUCGCCAUCCAGGACGUACGCUUCAGUCCAGACAACCGCUACAUUGCCGUGGGUUGCGUCGAGAGCGCCGUGGAUUUCUACGACCUUUCUCUGGGCUCCUCCCUCAACCGGAUCGGUUACUGCAAGGACAUCCCGGGCUGCGUCAUUCAGAUGGACUUCUCUGCGGACAGCAAACACAUUCAGGUGUCCACGAGCACCUACGCUCGGCAGGUACACGAAGUUCCUUCGGGGAAGAUCGUCACGGAACCGUCCCUGGUUGAGAGGAUCACCUGGGCUACUUGGACCAGCAUCCUCGGCGACGAGGUCCUGGGGAUUUGGCCUCGUAGCGCCGACAAGGCGGACGUGAACUGCGCCUGCGUGUCCCACGCCGGCCUCAACUUGGUCACCGGCGAUGACUUCGGCCUCAUCAAGCUCUUCGACUUCCCGUGCUCGGAGAAAUUUGCCAAGCACAAGCGCUACUUCGGCCACUCGGCUCACGUGACCAACGCUCGCUUCUCCUGCGACGACAAGUUUGUCAUCAGCGCCGGCGGCAGCGAUUGCAGUUUGUUUGUGUGGAAAUGUCACUAACUGCCAGCAAGCUCCAGCCGACCGAGCGGGAUUUGUUUUUCCGCUCGUCUACCUCACCGUCCCGUUCGCUCGCUGAAGGUCACCGGGGCAAAACCCGCUCGCCGGACUUGACGGAAACGCUGACUGAUGCAUUGAUGAAAUGGGAAAAGACGCCCGAGUACGCCGGAGCCCCGUUCGUUGCAGGGCGUACGUCGGGGAUCCCGAGAGCCCGUUCCAUCCGUCCGUCCAUUGUCAGGUCCGCUUCUGCCCACAGGGGUCGCGGGAGCGCCGGAUCCCGUCACAGCUAUCAGGCGGGGUACACCCUCGACUGGUCGCCAACCAAUCGCAGGGCACAUAGAAACACACCAGUAAGGGAAAUUUAAAGUUUUUGGGACGGGGGGGUCAUGCAAACUCCACACAGGCGCAGCUGGGAUUCGAACCCCAGUCCUAACAACUCUGAGGCAGAUGCCCUAACCGGUCAUUCCAAGGGGCCGCCCGAGGCCAUGUCAAAGAUGAUUUCUUUCGGUGCCUUGAGAUGCGAGUCUUUCAACGCCGAACGGUGGCGGUCAACUGGACUCAACCAGCAAAAGAGUUCAGCGGACGACCGACAUUUCGUACCCAAAAACGACAUUCACGCGAAUUCGCAUCGGAGUUUGAAGCCAGAGCGGGCGGAGUUCCGAGCCUCGCUGGCCGCCCGGAAGUGGAGAUGUCGUCCGUCUGGCUCCUUUUCUGGCUUUUUUUUUUUUUUUUUUUUUUUUUGCCAGGCUCGGUAUCUUCUUCUGUUUCUUGAGUCGCCAGCGCCACCUGCUGCUCCGUUUCGCCAUCGAGGGCUUCGACGUCACGCUCGCGGACAUCCAUCCGAACGGUAGUCCCAUUCGUAUGUUCUUUAUCCUCUGCGUAGAAGGACUAAGAUCACUGCUGAGUCGUUCUUCUGAAUCCCGCCCGGGUCGGAGGCGGGACACGCCUGCUGCUCUAUGAUUGGUCAAUCGCAUUACAGCGAGGCCCGUCCCGGAAUUCCGAAUAAAUCCUCGAUGAACAGUUUGGCCGACUGAGGCCGGAAAGGGAGGCCGUCGGCGAUUCCGUGGAUUGUGACAAAAACUCCAAUUGUCUGUGUUUGUUUGCGUACAUGUGCUUUGGGAGGGAGCACAUUUAACUCGUGAAGUUAUUAAAAGACCCCAAGGAUUAAAGUAAUCAAACUGUCCAGAAAUGGGAGACCUUUGCGGAAAUAAAACAUUCUCUGGCUCGCGCAGUUCUGCAAAUUCGUCCCUCCCGGUCCACGUUUACUGUGAAAAGAAGGUGAAUAAGCAUUGUAUAUUUAAAGACCAAAGAACAAACAAAACGACUAUCGUUGGGGGAGGGGGGCAGGUAGCUCACUGUUCUCAAGACAUUGCAAUAGGCUAGAGCAGGGCUAGUGCAAAUUAGCAUAGAUCAGCAGUUUUCAAACAUUUGACAAUAUAAUAAAAAUAAAUGAAGGUAUAUUGUAUAUUGGAGUCUGACAAGCCAAACGGCUACAGGACCGCACUUUUUCCGUCGGAGCGAGUUGAUAGUUGAUGUGGGGCGUUUGUCGUCUGAUGUCCAGCGAUCAAUCCCCGACUAAUUUUUGGGAGAUGCCCUCUUUCAGUCGCUUUUGGCCGUGUCGUUAGCUUAAAAAUUGGCGACGUAGCGGUGCCGCAAACAAAAUGGCGCCACAUAGCACUGGACAUCUGUUGUGCUACGCUAACAACAGCGCUGUGCGUUUGUGUGAUGGAAAUCCAUUUGUUUGAGGAAAAAAAACAAGCCAGGACAUGAAUUGUGUUAGGUGAAUUAUUAUCUUAUGUGGUUUAUUUAUUUGGUAUGCUAGUGGCAUGUUUGAUUCAGAUUAGCGUUCAGCAAGACAAGCAAACAGUAUGCCACACACGGGAGCAGUUAGCCUCGCUAAUGCUAACGUGAUUCUAUUUUAGCUUAGCUUCUGUGAUUAGUUUGUUGUACAGUUAGUGGUGAUGUUCAUGUAUAGUCAGUGCUAACGACACAUUUUAUACAUUGUCGGUGUUUGACAAACAAAUGCUACUCACGAUCAGCCCCUGCGCUUCGCAUCCAAGAAAGGAAAGACCUGUGCUAAGCGAGGCUAGCGUGACACGCAGUCAUUUCUCUUUGUGAUUUUGUCAUAGUAAGUAUUUCGUGUCGACAAAGUUUAGGAAUGAUUUCACAAUAAAAGUGUGUAAAUGUUGAAUUGUAGUUUUUGACAUCUUUUAAAUAACUUGAUUUACCAUCCGGCCCAGGACCAGACUGGGGAGGGGGGGGG
Molecule: messenger RNA, 8457 nt
Organism: Syngnathoides biaculeatus (alligator pipefish)
Lineage: Eukaryota; Metazoa; Chordata; Actinopteri; Syngnathiformes; Syngnathidae
Product: echinoderm microtubule-associated protein-like 6
Exons: 43
Coding region: 330-6197 (1955 amino acids)
Molecular function (GO): microtubule binding
Source: RefSeq, a predicted model, not a curated record